Molecule: messenger RNA, 3280 nt
Organism: Dermatophagoides farinae (American house dust mite)
Lineage: Eukaryota; Metazoa; Arthropoda; Arachnida; Sarcoptiformes; Pyroglyphidae
Source: RefSeq, a predicted model, not a curated record
AUUGGAAAUUAUUAUCAUGCCCAUCACUACCACUAACAACAGCAGCAGCAACAACAACAACAACAACAGUAGCAGCAAGAAAAGCUAUAAACACCAUCUAAUAUUCGGUUAUUCGAAUCGAAUCAAUAGAAUAAUUGGAAUCAAAAAUAAUAAUAAUGGUGGAUGGCUUUCAAUAUUAAUAUCAUUGAUAAUGAUUUGUGCCUUUGUACAUUAUAGAAUAUUGUAUUGUCAUUGUCUUUCAAUUCAUCAUAAUAAUAGCAAUGUAAAUAUUAAUAAUCUGCCCAAUUCACCAAAUCAACGAUCUCAAUCAACAUUAUUAGAUGAUAUUAAUGAACGAUAUGAUCAUGAUCCAUCAUUGUUACAUCAAAACAAUCAUCAUCACCGUUCAAAACGAUUAUUUAGUGAUCAAUUUGUUGUACGAAUUCAUGGUGGUGAUGAAUUUGCUAGGCAAUUGGCCAAUGAUCAUGAUUUUACCUAUCUAGGACAUAUAAUCGAUGAUUAUUAUCAUUUAAUGCAUCGAAAAGUAGCAAAAAGAUCGGCUGAAUUAUAUCCAAGUGACAAUAAUAAUCAUGAGCCAACAUCAUCAUUUCAUCACCAUCCAUCGGUAUUAUCGAUCGAACAGCAACCACUCAAUCAUCGUACGAAAAGAGAUUUCAUAUCGAAUACACAUCUAAACCUGAACACAGCACAUUCAGUAUCGAAUUCACAUCGUUUAGAUGUGGUACCUUAUUAUAUGAGGCCACCACUACCAGCACAACCUCCAUGUGAAAAUAAUUUACCGCUUUUACCAUUUCCAUUUGAUCAUAAUGAAUUUGUUCAAGGUGGUAAACGUGUUCGAUUUGAUGAUCCACAAUGGCCACGAAUGUGGUAUCUGAAUCGUGGCAAUAAUCUUGAUAUGGACGUGGUUGAAGCAUGGGAGAAAAAUAUCACCGGUAAAGGUGUUGUCGUUACCAUUUUAGAUGAUGGCCUUGAAAAAGAUCAUCCCGAUUUAGUAACGAAUUAUGAUCCAGAUGCAAGUUAUGAUGUCAAUGGAUUCGAUAAUGAUCCAAUGCCACGUUAUGAUAUCAUCGAUUCAAAUCGUCAUGGAACUCGUUGUGCUGGAGAAGUGGCAGCCAAUGCUAAUAACAGUGUAUGUGCAGUAGGUGUUGCAUUCGAUGCCAAAGUUGGUGGUAUUCGAAUGUUAGAUGGUGAUGUUACCGAUGCUGUUGAAGCACGAUCAUUGGGCUAUAAUCCACAACAUAUACACAUCUAUUCGGCAUCCUGGGGACCGGAUGAUGAUGGUCGUACGGUCGAUGGCCCUGGAAAAAUGGCCGUAAAAGCAUUUGAAAAUGGUAUCCGUAAUGGCCGUAAUGGAAAAGGAUCGAUUUUCGUUUGGGCAUCCGGAAAUGGUGGUCGUGAAAAAGAUAAUUGUAAUUGUGAUGGCUAUACAAAUUCUAUAUGGACAUUAUCGAUUAGUUCGGCAACGGAAAAAGGAUCAAUACCAUGGUAUUCAGAAGCAUGUUCAGCAACAUUGGCCAGUACAUAUAGUAGUGGAUCAUUCGGUGAACGACAAAUUGUGACAACCGAUCUUCAUCAUGGUUGUACAUCAUCACAUACGGGAACAUCAGCAUCGGCACCACUAGCAGCUGGAAUUUGUGCUCUUGCAUUAGAGGCAAACAAUAAUCUAACAUGGCGUGAUAUGCAACAUAUCGUAGUGUUAUCUGCAAAACGUAAAAAUUUAGAAGGAAAUUGGAUGGAAAAUGGUGUUGGAUUGAAUGUUAGCCAUUGGUUUGGUUACGGUCUGAUCAAUGCAAGUGCUAUGGUUGAUUAUGCCCGUGAAUGGGUUCCAGUACCGGAACAAACAAAAUGUAUAUUCAAAGGGAAAGUAAAUGAAUUAUCCAAAGCCAAAAACACAUUAUCAUAUGCCUUGAAUGUAACCUGCAAUGAAUUAAUGUAUAUGGAACAUGUACAAGUUGUUGUUAAUCUAACCACACCAAAGCGUGGUGAUAUUGAAAUCGAAAUACGUUCACCUGCUGGUACACGAUCAACUUUAUUAACGAAACGACCGAAAGAUAAUUCCGUACUCGGUUUCUCUAAUUGGCCAUUUAUGACCGUACAUUUUUGGGGAGAAUCACCAAAUGGUCAAUGGACAUUAUACAUUAAUAGUACAGGAAGACAUAAUAAUACAUUGUUACAUGGUUGGAAAUUAAUAAUGCACGGUACACGUGAAUUUCCAUUUGGAAAAUCAUAUUAUCCAAAACGUUCAAAGCCACAAUUAUUAUUGAAUGAUAAAAAGACAGUUAUCAAUGACUUUGCUAAUAAUCAAAUCGAUAUGCAUCCAUCACCAUCACGUUAUGCAAAUCGUAUGAUCAAUAAUAAUGGUAGUGGUGGACCAAUAAAUAGAUUUACAUAUCAUUUUGCAACAAAUAGCUGGUCGUAUUCAAUUCAAACACCAAAAUCAUUUUCAUCAUCAUUAUCAUCAACCACAACAUAUCAUCAACAGCUACAAAGUCGAACCAAAUGAUAUAAUGAUACACAUAUACAUAAUCUGCAUGCUUUGCCCACCCCACUAAAUGAUGAUAAUGAUGAUGAUGAUGAUGAUUGAAUUCAAUGGAUUAUAUGCAUGUACCAAUCACCAAUAUUGAUGACAUCUUGACUUUUUUCCUCUAUUUUCUUUAAUCUAAUCCUUUUCGAUUCAUUUUUUCAUCAUAUAUCCAGUUUUCAACAACAACAACAACAAUAAUGGCCGAAUAUAUAACCAUAGUCGUACAUUCAAUAAUGGUCGAUUAACAAUAAUUGGUGAACCGGAUCGUGGUGGUGGUGGUGGUGUUGUUGACCAUAAACAACAAAAUGAACGGCAACAAAUACCAUUUAUACCGAAACAAAUUCAAUCCAAUCCACAUUCAUUACGUGGUCAAUCAUCAUCAGUAUCGUCCGGUUACGAUCCUUUUUCGUCAUCUUCAAAAAAGAUUGAGCUUUCUAUUGGCUGCCAUAUAAUGAUAAUGAUAAUGAUGAUGAUGAUGACAUUAUCAUCGAUAAUGAUGAAAUUAUUAUAAUGGCUAUGAAUACAACAUGUGCCUUUUACUCUGAAAUGUCUCUCUCUUUGGUCGUCUUCAUUUCAAUUUCAAUGAAGCCCCAAAUACUUGUGAUUUUUUUCCAGACUUAUUAUUAUAUGUAUUGACUUUUCUUUAUUUAAUUUAAUUCUUUCAUCCAAUUAUGUAUUCAAUUGUAGAAUUGGAUAACUUGUAUAUACAUACAAUCCAUAAAUUUAAUUUAACUUAAUUUAAAAUGAAUUUAGAAA